AUGCUGAAACAUCCUACAGGGAAUGAAGUGGAUGAUGAUAACGAUUUUGAUACGAGCAGUGGUUCUGACAUUGUCAACCAAAUCCUUUCCCAUUUCGUCUCCAUUUGCGGGUCACUAAACAAAAUGGCCUAUGUGAAUCGGAUUUUUAAGCAAACCCAGAACCCCACUAUAAUCCUAUUCAAUGCAAUGAUUAAAGGGUAUUCUUUAAAUGGACCCUUUGAAGAGUCUUUCCAUUUGUUUUCUUCAAUGGAAAAUCGAGGUAUUUGGCCGGAUGAGUACACGCUUGCGCCUUUGCUUAAGGCGUGUUCAAGUCUUGGCGUGCUUCAACUUGGGAAAUGUAUGCACAAGGAGGUUCUUGUUGUUGGGUUCGAGGGUUUUAGCGCAAUAAGAAUUGGGGUUAUAGAGUUGUAUAGUUCUUGUGGGGUAAUGGAAGAUGCUGAGAAAGUGUUUGAUGAAAUGUAUCAAAGAGAUGUGAUUGUUUGGAAUUUGAUGAUUCGUGGGUUUUGUAAGAGAGGGGAUGUUGAUAUGGGGUUGUGUUUGUUUAGACAGAUGAGAAAGCGGAGUGUUGUUUCGUGGAAUAUCAUGAUUUCUUGCCUAGCACAAAGUCGGCGGGAUAGUGAAGCAUUAGGACUUUUUCAUGAUACGCUGGAUUGGGGAUUUAAGCCGGAUGAGGCAACCGUAGUUACUGUUUACUUUCUUGAAAUUUAUUUUUUUAAAUUUUUUUAAAAUCAUUUUUCAGUAAAUAAACGGACGUUAAUGAAAACUAAUCAUCAAUCUUCUGAUCAUAAUGAAUAUAUGUUUUAAAGUUGUAAAAAAAUAUAUAAUAUUCAAACUUUUUAUAAUGUUUAUAAAACUCAAUUCGGGUUUGAUUGGAUUAUGGAUUAGAUGAGUUGCACUCGUUACUUAAACUUAAUU
This is a messenger RNA of Populus nigra (black poplar), 915 nucleotides long. Its product is annotated as pentatricopeptide repeat-containing protein At1g09190-like. The record is from RefSeq and is a predicted model, not a curated record. Gene Ontology annotation, biological process: RNA modification. The coding region runs from base 1 to 726 and encodes 241 amino acids. NCBI's taxonomy places the organism in Eukaryota, Viridiplantae, Streptophyta, Magnoliopsida, Malpighiales, Salicaceae. Gene Ontology annotation, molecular function: protein binding; RNA binding. The transcript is spliced from 2 exons.